AUCACCACCCGCUGUCACUUCUCAGUCCCACGCUGCACACUUGUAAAUAAACGCACUGGUGGGCGCGAUUUCUCAUUCACCUGCAGUCUGCCUUACCAACCCAUGUAACAACUUGCUUUCUGUGAACAACAUGUAAGAAUCAUCAGUGAUAUUUCACGAGACACAAUGUAUUCAAUAAUAGAGUACAAAGGAUUGAAAAGUGGUUACCGAUGUGGAUACUGUGGCUUCGACGACGGCAAAGUUUCAUUUGGGAUGUGGUCCCACGCCUUGACUGUGCAGGACUACCAGGACCUCAUAGACAGAGGCUGGAGGAGGAGUGGGAAGUACAUCUACAAACCUAUAAUGAAUCAAACCUGCUGUCCCCAGUACACAAUAAGGUGUGAUUCUAUAAACUUCCAGCCUUCCAAACCUCAGAAGAAGAUCUUAAAGAAAAUGGGGAAAUAUCUGUGCAAAGGAGAGCUUCCCAAGCCUCCCAGCGACGGUGAACUGAUGGACUCCCUCUGUGAAGAUGCUGGGUCCUGUGAUGCUCCGGUCCCAUGCGGAUCAGAAGUGAGUGUGUCUGUGGAGGGGCCUGUAGAAACUGUAAAAUCUGCUGGACCAGGAGAGAAGACAGGCAGGGAGGAAUCGGGGCAGUCAACACAGCAGAGCAGAGAGCAGACAGCCCCUCCCAAACCCGGACUUGGUGCUGAUCCAAGCAGACCACCCUGUCGCAAGGCAAAGGAGGUUCGCAAGGAGAGAAAACUGCAGAAAGAGCUUCAGAAACAGAGUGGGAGGGAAGCAGGGAGCGCCAGCCUCCCACAGACCGAGGCAGCCAGACCCUCACCUCCGUCCAAAACCAUUGAGGAGUUAAUAGCAGAGUCCUUACCUGCCGAUGCAGUGUAUAAACUGGAGGUGAGGUUAGUGCCUGUCUGCUUUGAUGAUCCCGAAUUCACUGCAACAUACAGCCAGUCUGCUGCACUGUACGCCAAAUAUCAGACGGCCAUACAUAAGGACACCCCCUCGGAAUGCUCUGAAUCGCAGUUCAGAAGAUUCCUCUGCGACUCCCCUCUGGAGGCAGAGAACCCCUCCGAUGGGCCGGACUGUGGCUACGGCUCCUUCCACCAGCAGUACUGUCUGAACGGGAAGAUCAUCGCUGUGGGUGUGAUUGACAUCCUUCCUGCCUGUGUCUCCUCUGUGUACCUGUACUAUGACCCGGACUACUCAGGGAUGUCUCUUGGAGUCUACUCAGCGCUAAGGGAACUCGCUUUCACCAGGCAGCUUCACAAGAAAGCCCCCAGGCUGCGCUACUACUACAUGGGGUUUUACAUCCACUCCUGCCCAAAAAUGAGAUACAAGGGUCAGUACCGGCCCUCUGACCUGCUGUGUCCGGAGACGUAUGUCUGGGUCCCCAUCGAGCGCUGCCUGCCCAAACUCGACCUGACCAGAUACAGCCGCUUCAAUGAGGCUCCCGAAGCAGGUAGGCUUAAUUGGCGAAGAGGGUGGUUUUAAUGAUCCGACUACAUU
Polyodon spathula (Mississippi paddlefish) is the source of this 1503-nucleotide messenger RNA. RefSeq names its product arginyl-tRNA--protein transferase 1. Bases 166 to 1488 code for a protein of 440 amino acids. NCBI's taxonomy places the organism in Eukaryota, Metazoa, Chordata, Actinopteri, Acipenseriformes, Polyodontidae. Gene Ontology annotation, cellular component: cytoplasm. The record is from RefSeq and is a predicted model, not a curated record. The transcript is spliced from 11 exons. Gene Ontology annotation, biological process: protein arginylation. Gene Ontology annotation, molecular function: arginyl-tRNA--protein transferase activity.